Hibiscus syriacus is the source of this 769-nucleotide messenger RNA. RefSeq names its product MOB kinase activator-like 1A. Gene Ontology annotation, cellular component: cytoplasm; nucleus. Gene Ontology annotation, molecular function: protein kinase activator activity. The record is from RefSeq and is a predicted model, not a curated record. Gene Ontology annotation, biological process: positive regulation of protein phosphorylation; signal transduction. Lineage: Eukaryota; Viridiplantae; Streptophyta; Magnoliopsida; Malvales; Malvaceae. The transcript has 7 exons. The coding region runs from base 92 to 739 and encodes 215 amino acids.
AGAAACACUGAGAAAAAGGAAAGGUGACAAAAGAAAAGGCCUUUCCACCUGAAGAAAGGAAAAAUUCGAUUCCUCUCUAACUCUCUAAACCAUGAGUCUCUUCGGUCUGGGCAGAAAUCAGCGAACAUUUCGCCCCAAAAAAAGUGCACCCUCAGGAAGUAAGGGUGCACAGCUUAAGCAGCACAUUGAUUCUACCCUGGGCAGUGGAAACCUAAGGGAAGCAGUAAGGCUACCUCCUGGGGAGGAUUUAAAUGAAUGGCUCGCCGUCAACACUGUAGAUUUCUUCAAUCAGGUGAAUCUGCUCUAUGGUACCCUUACAGAGUUUUGUACCGCUGAGAACUGUCCUACAAUGACUGCAGGCCCUAAGUAUGAAUAUAGAUGGGCAGAUGGUGUGCAGAUCAAGAAACCUAUUGAGGUUUCUGCCCCAAAAUACGUCGAAUAUUUAAUGGACUGGAUCGAAUCGCAGCUUGAUGAUGAAUCCAUUUUUCCUCAAAAGCUUGGUGCACCGUUCCCUCCCAACUUCAAGGAGGUCGUCAAAACAAUAUUCAAAAGACUGUUCCGGGUAUAUGCUCACAUCUAUCACUCGCACUUCCAGAAAAUUGUGAGCCUCAAGGAAGAAGCCCAUUUGAACACAUGCUUCAAGCACUUCAUACUGUUUACUUCUGAAUUCGGGCUGAUCGACAAGAAAGAGCUAGCUCCUCUUCAGGAGCUCAUUGAAUCCAUCAUAGUCCCCAGCUAAAUAUAUAGUGGCUGAGAUCCUGAGAAGGAU